This is a messenger RNA of Heterobilharzia americana, 1675 nucleotides long. The record is from the annotation of a GenBank genome assembly. NCBI's taxonomy places the organism in Eukaryota, Metazoa, Platyhelminthes, Trematoda, Strigeidida, Schistosomatidae.
AUGCAGGAUAACCAAGGCUUUCGUGUCGCGUAUUAUCGCUUACAUCCGGGACGCAACAGGUUUUGUUGUCGUGGUCGGGGUGUCUUUUCCCGGGAUAUGUGUAUAUUCACUGUUAGCUUACUCCUCAUCAUUGGUGUUACAGUAUUGUUCUUUGCUUUCGAAUGCCGUCUUUUAACUCCGCUUCUCACUCCUGCUAUCCCAAUCUUAGCAGCUAUUCAGUUCGUAUACGUUGUCGCCGUAUUUCUUCGUUCAGCAUUCACAGACCCAGGGAUUAUACCACGAGCCACACGUUCUGAGAUGGAGUGGACUGAAUUGUCGGUUGCUUCGGGAGAUAUAACGAUAAAUGAUGCAAAUAACCAAAACGAUCAUGAUCAGAAUACAGUUCGAACUUAUCCACCCGGUGCAAGAACACGUCAGAUACUUAUUGGAGAUCAUCUAGUCAAAAUUAAUUAUUGUCAUAGUUGUCGAUUUUUUCGUCCUCCUAGGGCGUCACAUUGUUCUUCAUGUGAUAACUGUGUGGAACGUUUCGAUCAUCAUUGUCCAUGGAUUGGAAAUUGUGUUGGCCAAAGAAACUAUCGUUAUUUUAUAUUAUUCAUCUAUUCUCUGAGUAUUUAUUGUCUUUAUAUUUUAGUAUUUGCUGUAGUCAAUCUAGUUUUGUUAUACAAAAAGUAUGAAGAUUUUAUAGUGGCUAUCAAGAUUUCACCUGCUUCAUAUCCUUUUCAGCGUGUAGUUUACUGUUUUUUUCUUUUCGUGUUUACCUUGUAUCGUUUCUUGUCUAUUUGCUCGUUUGCGUUUCUACCCUAGCCUUUCAUCAGUUUUUGAGGUUAAUAGAGAAAUACCUGAUUGUAUAUCAACAUUUGGUCGAGGUUCUUAAGGUCAGUUGAUGUAAUCUCAUCCAGUGUUUCCACAGAAGCAUAUGCGUGUAUUUGGGAAUCCAGUCCCAAAAAGAGUGUUCUUGCUAUUUAAAACUUCCCAAUUGUAUGAUAGGUCAAGUUAGCUGUCGAGUAAUACCUGGGCUUCAGUUUCUCAUAAUCACUGAUGUAGAAUAAUCGAACUGGUUGUAGUUGUCCUUCAACUUUAUUAUCCUUACCAAGCCAAGAAAAUCUACGGGACUAUCGAAUUUCACUCCAUGACUAGUUAGACAAACAUAUAUCUGAGAAAAUGUAGGGCAUUUCAUGCUAGAACUGUACCGCUUCAAACUCCCACACUUUGAAGUUCUACAGUGUGAUAAGAGAACUCAUCAAUCAAAACAAAACGUGACAAACAAGGAAUUUUAUACAACACAGAACAAGAUGAAAAGUUCGCCUGUAAUAAUUAUUAGUUAUACCGAUUCAAGUCAAAAACAGGAUAGUCCGUUAACUGCAUAAAUUACAGCUAGAAUAAAGCGAAUCCGUGAUAGCUAGUGAAAUAAAGUGACUCCAGAGUUGAAUACGUGAAGAAACUCAACAAAGUAAUAGAUAGGCGACUUGAUAACACUUAUUUGUUGUCACGAUCUGGUUGGAAAUGAUCGUUAUUAUCAUUAUUUGUCUCUUGGGUUCCUAGUGGAACAUAGGGCUUCAGUAGCACGUCGCCACUUCACUCUCUUCUCUGCAGUCUUCUUAACCUGGCUCGAAGACUGCUCAUAGGCUUUCAUUUCUUCCUCCCUCACACAAUCUCCUCCAUGUCACCCUCACCU